Trematosphaeria pertusa is the source of this 1160-nucleotide messenger RNA. Its product is annotated as vesicle-associated membrane protein-like protein. Gene Ontology annotation, cellular component: membrane. Gene Ontology annotation, biological process: vesicle-mediated transport. The transcript has 3 exons. Bases 77 to 814 code for a protein of 245 amino acids. Lineage: Eukaryota; Fungi; Ascomycota; Dothideomycetes; Pleosporales; Trematosphaeriaceae. The record is from RefSeq and is a predicted model, not a curated record.
CUCCGUUAUAGUCGCAACGCAGCCCUCAGACAGCUGGUAGAACAAGCGGACCGCGCCGGCGCCAACACCGCCCGCCAUGGCAUCCUCAUCCAGCUCCACGCAGCUGCUCUAUGCCUGCAUAGCCCACAACGCCAACGUCCUCUCGGAACACACCGCCUCCGCCUCGUCGAACGCCUCCUCUCUCCUCUCCGUCAUCCUCCCGAAACUCACCCACUCCACCGCCGAGCACAAGACGCUCGACAGCGGUACCUACUUCACGCACUACCACACGCUCUCGCCCUCCUCCUUCCCCGCAGAACAGUCCUCCGCCGGCGGCCUCACAUUCCUCUGCGUCGCCGAAAAGCAGCUCGGGCAGCGCAUCCCCUUCGGCUUCCUCGCCAAUCUGCAGAAGAAGUUCUUCGAAGAGUUCCCACCCGAGAACACGGACUUUGCGAGCCUGCCGAGCUAUGGAUGCGCGAGUUUUAACGCUGUGAUGAGGCGCUUGAUGCAGGAGCAGGGGGGCACACAGGCGGGACAGCAGGAUGCGCUGCGGACGGCGCAGCAGGAGAUUGAGGGUGUGAGAGAGAUUAUGACGGAGAAUAUCGAGCGGGUACUCGAGAGGGGAGAACGCAUCGAUUUGUUGGUGGACAAAACAGACCGCUUGGGGAAUACGGCUCGGGAUUUCCGGGUUAGGAGUCGGGGGUUGAGGAGGAGGAUGUGGUGGAAGAAUGUGAAGCUGAUGGUGUUGCUGGUGCUGGUGGUUAUUUUCUUGAUAUACUUAUUCGUCGGAUUCGGCUGCGGACUACCUGCAUGGUCACACUGCCUGCGCCAUUGAGUCCUCUGCGACCCGUCGAGCCAAGCAAACGCAAGCGCACACUUGGACAGCGUAGGGAGUUGAUUAUUUGAGGGUUAGAAAAGGCAUACCGGGACAUGUCUAAAUGCCUUUUGUAACAGAAUACCACAAGGUGUUAUGGAGUCUGUAUCCAUUGCCCGGUUAUUAUGCUUCUAUCAAACGCGCUGGCUCUCUAGAGCACCAGUCAUACAUUGCCUCCAGCGCCAACCCAUGCCAUGCCAUGCGAUCCUUUCCCGAAAUGGAACGGGUAUUAUCCGUGCGCGCCAAAAGAAACCGUACAAUGCAUUAUACACCUGAGGAAAAAUUGAAAUAGCUUCCCCCUACGCAA